CGGUGGGAACACGGCACCUGCUACCAGUGACGCCACAGAUAACGUUACAGACGGGACACCGACUUCGCCAUGGCGGGUUUCUGGACUGCGCUGCUUCUUCUCGCCAUAUUGGGGCAUGCUGCAGGCCAAGGUGUCUACCUGGGCUGCUAUGUUGACCAUGAAGACGACCGAGACUUCCCGUAUGUGGUGACGUGGUCAGACUUGACGCCCCCAAAGUGCAUACGUCACUGCGCGGACAUGGGUUUCGGGUACGCUGGACUGCAGUACGCGGUUGAGUGCUUCUGUGGAAACCACUACGGUACGCACGGACAGGCACCCGAGUCGGACUGCAACCACGCAUGCGCAGGAGGAGGAGACUACACGUGCGGAAGUGGAUGGAGGAACUCUGUCUGGUCCACUGGAGCAGCCGUGCUGACGGAGGACCAGCUGGACCAAUGAAGAGUUUCAGACGUACGUGAACCUGCCGGAGAACCUGUACACUCGGAACGGAACGCUCUUCCUCAAGCCGACGCUGGCGGCGGAGCGGCUCGGGGAGAAGUUUUUGACGGAGGGAGUCAUCAACCUGAGAGAGGACGCGCUGUACCUCGGGUGCUACCAUGAUGGCGGGAGCAUGGACUCACGUGACCUAAAUGGGGACAACAUGACAUCACCCUACCUGACGCCCAAACUGUGCCUGGACCACUGCACGGAGGCAGGGUACACCUACGCCGGGCUGCAGUACGGCACAGAGUGUUUCUGUGGGGACAGUUUCGGAAAGUUUGGCGCCGCUCCUGAGUCAGAAUGUGCCAUUCCGUGCGGAGGGGACGCAGGGCAAAUGUGUGGCAAUGGGUGGAAAAACUCCAUCUACACAUCAGUGGGCGGCACGUGCACCCUGGAGAACUGGAACGGCUGCUACAUUGCAGGCUCGCCAAGCCAGCACCUGCCUCCCGUCCUCUCAGCAAGGCUCACCACCGCCCACAGCUUCAGCUUCAGGUACGGCAAGGUGGAGGUCACGGCCAAGAUGCCAACAGGAGACUGGAUAUGGCCAGCGAUCUGGUUGCUGCCUCAGACCUGGGUUUACGGGGACUGGCCGAGAUCAGGGGAGAUUGACAUCGUGGAGACACGAGGAAACCGUGACCUUUACGCGUCCUGGGGCGCCUCCCUCGGCAUCGAUGUCACCACCAGCACCCUGCACUGGGGAAGCAGCGGCGUCUGGCCUUAUAACGGCUUCUUCAAGACUAGAGCAGAGAAAGAGGCGCACACAGGGACAUACGGCAGUGACUUCCACAAGUGGACCAUGGUGUGGACAGACCAGUAUCUCAAGUUCUUCGUAGAUGAUGAGCUGAUGCUAACGGUGUCGCCACCAAACGGGUUCUGGGCGCUGGGAGACUUCGGGCUGCCCGACAGCGACAAUCCCUGGAGCGGGGCGGGCAGGAUGGCUCCGUUCGACCAGGACUUCUACCUGAUCAUGAACGUGGCCACUGGCGGGACGAACGGUUUCUUCAUGGACGACUACGUGAACAUGCCGCACCCCAAGCCCUGGGCCAACGCGCAGUCCCGCUCCGAGGCCAUGGCCAGCUUCUGGCGCGCGCGCGACCAGUGGCUGCCCACCUGGAACCCGGCACACAACAACGGCGAGGACGCAGCCAUGCAGGUCAAGUCUGUCAAAGUCUGGAAGUUCAGAGAUCUGUAAUCUUUCGUACUCAGCUGCUCCAAGAUUUGUGAGCGUUUUAAUUCCGAUCCUUUAUCACUAGCUGUUCCGAGAUCUGUGAUCCUUUAUCAAUAGCUGAUAGCAUCGGACACGCACGUGCAUACUUGACUGGCAAAUAAAUGGGAGAAUCUA
Molecule: messenger RNA, 1822 nt
Organism: Branchiostoma floridae (Florida lancelet)
Lineage: Eukaryota; Metazoa; Chordata; Leptocardii; Amphioxiformes; Branchiostomatidae
Product: beta-1,3-glucan-binding protein-like
Biological process (GO): carbohydrate metabolic process
Molecular function (GO): hydrolase activity, hydrolyzing O-glycosyl compounds
Source: RefSeq, a predicted model, not a curated record